Molecule: messenger RNA, 1254 nt
Organism: Podospora bellae-mahoneyi
Lineage: Eukaryota; Fungi; Ascomycota; Sordariomycetes; Sordariales; Podosporaceae
Exons: 1
Coding region: 1-1254 (417 amino acids)
Source: RefSeq, a predicted model, not a curated record
AUGAGUUAUUUUUUGGAAUGCGCGCUGCAAGAUCUGGCAAAGCAUCGAACCCGGAUUCCGUAUCGAUCACUUCAUCAGCACCUCCGGAACCUUGUCCGGAAGUACUCUCCAAAACAAACUCCGAUGUUUUACGGCAUGUUACAAGAACCUUUUUUCAAGGAGCUUCAAAAUGACGGUGGACUACUGCCCGUGACAAUUCAUCACGACCAAGUAAACGGCGUCACGAUCUUGACGCUCGAGGCGGGCAAAGCCCAUGGCGUCGCCAUUGGCGACGAGUAUGAGGCAGUCCCAUUCUACGCCCCUGAAACAGGCGAGGCAGUCAAGGAGUUUUCAGAUCAAGCAAUCACACUCAGAGUAGUGGAAGUGUACACUCUGACAUCAAGUGUUUGUCACCAGGAUGAGUCUGUCGUUACCUCGAGGUUCUCUGCGAAGACAGUAACGUGGAAGGCUAGAUUGGUGAGGUCAUGCUGUUCAAACGAAGGGCUUGUUCGACUGCCACAAGAUAUGGAAGAAGCUGAACUGUCGAGGCUUGCGAAAGAGGUGGAAGACAGUCCUUACGUCAAACUACUCAGCUGGGAUGAUCGAUCAUCGCCGAUUGCGUUUAGUGUCACGAUUGAUGGCACAACCAACAGCUAUGUAGUUCAUGAUGCUACCGGAUCUCCCGUUACCCGGGCCCCAAUGAUUCGAAGGGGAGAUUGUGACGCCAUCAAGUCUCUCGCGAGAGUUCUAGGGCACUUGGCGAAGUUCAUGUUGUUCAAGAAUUUGAGGCACGAGGAGGCGGAUGAGGGAUUCAAGGAUUCUGUGUCAUUCGAGGUCAUCGGACACACAUGCGGUGAGGACGGUUGGUAUACGGUCAAGCACGAAGACGAUUGGAAACUCCAGAUCAGGAACAUGAGCAAAGAGACACUGUACAUCGGAAUAUUUAAUUUUGGCUUUUGGUGGGAGAUCGAUAACCUGCUUUCGGGUCAAGGUGAGGGUGAGUUUCUGACGCUACAAAGCGUGGGUCAUGCGCUGGAAUCCACUGAAUCUCUUGGUUUGGAAUGGAAGCUUGACGAGGAAGAUGGCGAUGAAAGAGAGGACGUUGUCAGGUUGUUCAUCACAGACAAGCCUACCUCUUUUCAAGGCAUGGAGUUGUCUUCACUAAAAGCUGAUAUAGGGCGGGGAGAUGAAUCGGACUCUUUGGUGCCACAAAAUGUCAUCGGCGGAAGGUUUGCGGUUCGGACUUUUAAAGUUAAAACGAGAAGAUACAGGUAG